Molecule: messenger RNA, 1040 nt
Organism: Elaeis guineensis (African oil palm)
Lineage: Eukaryota; Viridiplantae; Streptophyta; Magnoliopsida; Arecales; Arecaceae
Product: RNA-binding protein involved in heterochromatin assembly dri1
Cellular component (GO): cytoplasm
Molecular function (GO): mRNA binding
Source: RefSeq, a predicted model, not a curated record
AAACCCCCCCCCCCCCCAACACCGUCCUCCAAACCCAAACCACAGCAGCAGACAAAGCUCAUCAAGCAUUCCUCUCAUCUCUCCCACUCCUCCACCCCCGUCGUUUCCUCCCUAUCACCUUCUAGCUAGCUAGGAUUUGAGAAGAUGAACAGGAAGCCCGGAGAUUGGAACUGCAGGUCCUGCCAGCACCUCAACUUCAGCCGCCGCGAUUCAUGCCAGCGGUGUGGCGAGCCAAGGUCGAGCAGCGACUGCUCGGAUUAUGCGAGCUUCGGCGGUGGCCGCGGGGGCUCCUCCUUUGGCUUCAGUAGUGGAUCCGAUGUCCGCCCCGGCGACUGGUACUGCUCCUGCGGCGCCCACAACUUUGCCAGCCGUUCCAGCUGCUUCAAGUGCGGUGCUUUCAAGGACGACUCCGCCGUCAGCGGUGGUUUCGAGGGCGCGGAUGUGCCGCGCUCGCGGGGGUUCGGCUUUGGCGGCGGCGGCGGUCGUGCCGGCUGGAAGUCUGGGGACUGGAUUUGCACCAGGUCCGGCUGCAACGAGCACAACUUUGCGAGCAGGAUGGAAUGCUUUCGGUGCAAUGCACCUCGGGAGUCCGGAACCGAAGUCUAAGAAGUUGACUAAGUGAGAUAACGUGAACGCGAGAGAUGAGAUCAUAUGAUAUAGUAGUAGUAAUAUUGUCGAGCUAUUAAUUACUGGUUUUGCUCCUACUGGACUAUUGUCUUUUUUUUUUUUUGGUUUUGAAGCCCUCUUAUGGAACCAUGGUUGAAUACCCGUCUUCCAUGUGGGAGUGUCCUGUCUCAGUUUUUUGUUUGCACUUUGGAGUUGUAUCCCCCAGCUUCUUUCGCUUUAGAAGUAUAAGUUAUCUAGUUGUGUUGUUGCCUCUCUUAUUAAACUAUUUGGAAAAUUAUCUUGUGUAAUGUCUUAAGAAUGGGCUUCUAAUUACCCUAUGGUAGGGUGGGUGGUGGUCCUAAGUUCCUUGAAUGCUUGCUCUAAUGGCAAAUCCAUCGUCUACUUAUGAAUGGAGAUAGACAUUCGUAUUCCGG